GGGCGGUAUAUAGCCAUGCACUUGGUCUCUGAGAAAAAACAACGCACAAUCAUUAGAAAUCCCUCCUCCUGACUGCACUCCUUUCACUUUUAAAAGAGAUCGAGACAAAACAGAUCAGUGACAGAGCGGCAGAGCACAACUAUAAUUUGUUGACGGGGAAAUGUCACGAAAAGUUCUUGCCUGGUUGAUCGCGUUUUCUACCAUCUAUCAUGCUGUUGCUGAUAUCUCAGCUGUGGUUUAUGAUCAGCAGUAUGGCUCGUGGGAAUCGAAAUUGUACUUCAAAUAUAUUGCACAUGUUCAAGGCCAAAGUCAAGGGGUGAAAUGGACAACACGAUAUGCCAUUUCUAACCAUCCGAGUGACUUUUCUCACGAAUUUGAUCAUGAUAUUGCGAAUAAUGAAGAGAUAUUCAGGACACGACACCUUUUGAGUAACCACAACAAUGGCUCGACAAACGCAACGUUCUUUCAACCUGCUAGUCUGAGUCGGAGUCAAAAGAUAGCUUUUACAUUGGGAUACAUCUUCGUUCUUUUUAUUGGUUCAUUUGGCAGUCUCCUUAUUUUGGUUGUCAUAGCAACGAACAAAGAACUUCGCAACAACCUCAACUUUUUGCUAUGUCAUCUAGUGGUCGUUGAUUUGCUGCGCAUGCUCAUCACUACAUCCUUCGAGUUGUUUAUGAUAAAUGAAAUCGGCAAUGCAAUUUCAAGUAUCCCUGCUGAUCCAGGAGUAUCUGGAAGCAUGUUUUGCAAAUCUAUGUUCGCUUUGCCACCGACUUUCAAUUACGCUUUUGUUUUCACUCUAAUAUGUAUGACUUGCGAGCGUUUUGUCGCCGUUAUUUUUCCCUUUCACGUGUCAAUAUUCAAAAACAAAAGUAAAUGGAUUAUACUAUGCGUAUGGCUUGCAUCAAUCAUUCUUGGAAUUCCUAGUUUGUACGCAUUCGACUCAUUGCCUUUUCCUGGAAGUGAUGACCAUGUUUGUGGAAUAGAUUUCAGCCCGUAUUGUGAUGGAAAUGGAUUCCAAGACUGGAAAUGCACCUUGAAAAUGUUUAAAAGGUCGCUAAGUGCCGCCAUUUAUAUAACAUUUGUGAUCGCAUUCUUGCUUAUACUAAUUCUACACGCUUUAAUUGCGAUUGUUCUCUAUAAACGCCGCCCAAAAUUUGACACAGAAUCUUCGUGCGUUUCCAAAAGUGUCGCGCAUUCCAGGCGUGACGUGGUGCGCAUGCUUGGUGUUGUGUCGAUUGUUUACGUGGUAACCUCAUUGCCUGGUCAAAUAUACCAAUUUGGUUAUAUCUACAACACCGCCUGGCUAAACAAAUCUAUGCCAACGUACUUCAACUUUUUGCUAAUUUUCUUGGGAAAUUCGCAUACCAUGUUCUACCCAUGGAUCUACCCUCUCUUUGUCAAGCGUUUUCGCCAGAAAUAUUCCAAGAUAUUUCGAACGAAUUUGCUGUGCAACCAAGCACAAAGUCGGUCCGAUGCAUCAACGAGGUCUGGAAGAACAACCAUGGUUACCAACGAUGUAGUCACCAAUCAAUUGUUAUGUAAGAAUUCAAAAGAAACUCAAUUUUAACGUUCUGCUGAGCAGAUAGACCAUAAUAGUAUGCCGUGCAUUGUAUAAUUUUAAACACCAUGCACUACUUUCAUCGUCUUGCUUGUUGCAAUGAAAUAGAAAAAUUUGAAAGAAUUGAAAAACUUAAAAGAUUUUUACGAAUGUACGGUCGGUUGUACGAAUGUUAGAUAGCGACAUCCGCUAGAUAUUGAAUUUUCAAGCGCUGUAAAGAUGCUAAAAAGCAGCAGUUCUAAGGAGACUAAGCUGCAUGACUGUUAUAAAUACUAAAGUUUAAUCACGAUUUCAAUUCUACCUUUCAAUUCUUAUGAAGUGUAGACUUUAUGCCAAUCAAAUCAUUGUAUACACUGACUGGUAUUUUCCGCAUCAGUCUUCAAGACAGAAUGCCACGAGAGUCUUUUGCUUUGUUUCUUGUUUUUUUGAACCUUGAUUUCUCUGUGAUUUGUGAUCGGCAGUAUGAUCAAAAGAAACAAAAACUGCAUUCAAGGGUAAAAAAAUAUUGGCGUUGUUACAGAAAAGGCGAGAUUGACGCAUUUUCAAGGACAUAUAAUUAUAAGACUCCCAAAUUUCAAAUUGACUUUUAUCGUGGUGAGUGUCGACAGCAUUAGUUUUGAAUUAUAUACGUGAAAUAGUGAAGGCUCAGUUGAAAUGAGUGGGACUUAUAUUUUUAAGCUACGUUGGACUUUAUUCUUUAAACGAUGUAAAAAGUGAGACUUUAGAUCUCAAUUAAGCUACAGGUAUAGGUUCAGUGCUGCGUUCGUGCGUGCACGCUUGAAAUUAUUAAAAUACGCAAUUAACUGCUUAUAAGAAUAUUAAGUUCUCGUAAGUGACCUUUCAUUUAAUCGGCUUUCAAUCUGUUCCGUGUAAAAUUAUUCCCCAGUGUUGUUUUGAAUCCGUACUGGCUUACGAAAAGCGAAAUAUUGUAGUUUGUAAAAGUACAGCUUGAAUUUGAUAUGUCUUGCUAUGACUGGCAAAAUCUUUGAUGUAGCGUAAAUAGUAUUUGCCGAAUACCUAAUUUUUAUCAGAGCCUAGAGUAGCCGUAGGGUAACCUUAUACUAUUACUUUAAGAAAUAAUUACUGUAAAUAGCAAAAAUUAUUGAAAAUUGAAGUUCACAAUCUAAACUUUCAUAUUCCCCUCAAACAUGACGACAUUAAUGUCGGCGAACGUUGCCAAAAUACGAUGUCCAUCGAGUUGUUACUGCAAAGAAUAAUAGAAUAAAAUUUCACUUCUUAUCUAAUCGAAAAUUGUAAGGUGAAUCUCACCAUUCGGAA
Dendronephthya gigantea is the source of this 2836-nucleotide messenger RNA. Its product is annotated as somatostatin receptor type 4-like. The transcript is spliced from 4 exons. Gene Ontology annotation, molecular function: G protein-coupled receptor activity. Gene Ontology annotation, cellular component: membrane. Bases 161 to 1567 code for a protein of 468 amino acids. Gene Ontology annotation, biological process: G protein-coupled receptor signaling pathway. NCBI's taxonomy places the organism in Eukaryota, Metazoa, Cnidaria, Anthozoa, Malacalcyonacea, Nephtheidae. The record is from RefSeq and is a predicted model, not a curated record.